This is a messenger RNA of Psilocybe cubensis, 861 nucleotides long. RefSeq lists its product as uncharacterized. The record is from RefSeq and is a predicted model, not a curated record. The coding region runs from base 1 to 861 and encodes 286 amino acids. Lineage: Eukaryota; Fungi; Basidiomycota; Agaricomycetes; Agaricales; Agrocybaceae. The transcript is spliced from 3 exons.
AUGACAACACUCAUCACAGGAGGGACAGGAAAAACCGGCCUCGCACUUGCGAAACUUCUGCAUGCCGCAAACCGGUCGCUGGUGAUAGCUACGCGCGCAGGAGAAGCCCCUAAACCAUUCAAAGCAAUCAAAUUCGAUUGGUUUAAUUCGGAAACCCAUGAAGCUGCGUUGAGCGACAACUCUAUUGACCGGGUGUAUAUCGUUGGACCUCCUGGCAUCAACGAUCCGGCAGUCGUUAUAUCCUUCAUCGACCUUGCGAUAUCGAAAGGAGUAAAGAGAUUCGUUUUGUUGUCUGCAUCUCAAUAUGAACCAUCAGCGACGUCUGAAACUGCCUCGGGCGUGAUUCACCAACAUCUACUUGACAAAGGUGUAGACUAUGCAAUUCUGCGUCCCACCUGGUUUAUUCAAAACUUCGGUUACGCAUAUGCAAAUAGCAUCAAGGAACGUAAUGAAAUCACUUCAUCUGCUCAGGACGGACGCAUACCCUUCAUUUCAACAGAGGAUAUAGCACAAGCCGCAUUCGAGUCCUUAACGGCUGAGAAAAGCCCCAAUAAAGACAUCUUUAUUGUUGGACCUGAGGCACUUUCCUACGACGAUGCUGCCAAAAUUGCAUCGUCUGUCCUUGGACGCCCUAUCGUAUAUAAGCGGGUUACGAUUGAAGAACAGCUCGCGUUCUACAUAUCCCUUGGAAUACCCUCUGAUUAUUCAAAACUUCUCGCAGAGUUGGACGCAGAUGUCGUUCAGGGACGGGAGGAAGCGAUAUUCAAGGACAAAAAGCUCGUCGAUGAGGGAAGAAAAUUCGUGGGGAGGCAUACGGUGCUUGCGUACUUUCAAGAGAACAAAGACGUGUGGACCAAGUGA